Cladophialophora immunda is the source of this 1509-nucleotide messenger RNA. RefSeq lists its product as uncharacterized. Bases 1 to 1509 code for a protein of 502 amino acids. The transcript has 2 exons. NCBI's taxonomy places the organism in Eukaryota, Fungi, Ascomycota, Eurotiomycetes, Chaetothyriales, Herpotrichiellaceae. Gene Ontology annotation, molecular function: aspartic-type endopeptidase activity. The record is from RefSeq and is a predicted model, not a curated record. Gene Ontology annotation, biological process: proteolysis.
AUGUAUCUUCUGACCGGAACGGCCAUUGCGGCUCUUGCGACCACGUGUGUCGCCUCACCAGGCUAUCUCAAGUUGGACCUACAGAGAAGGACUCCCUCUGAAGGCAGAUUAGUGCGCAGACAAAACUCAGAUGGGAGCGUGGACACAGUCUUGACACAGAACACCAACAAACUCGAAUAUCUGGUGAAUAUCACUGUCGGCACACCUCCGCAGGAUCUGGGAGUUACUCUAGACACUGGCUCCUCGGACCUCUGGAUCCCCGCAUCCUCAGCAAAACUCUGCCAGCAGGGCCAAUGCGACUUGGGCGACUUUGAUCCAAGCUCGUCAAGCACCUACAAAGUUAUCGAGCAAGGUGGAUUCAAUAUUACAUAUGCGCAACCAGGAGACAGUGACGCAGGCGACUGGAGUUCCGACACCGUCACAGUUGGUGGAUCUCCUUCCAUUGACAACCAACAGCUCGGAGUAGCAACGCAGCUGUUCGACCAGCAUGGAGUGAUGGGGAUUGGAUUUGACACCAAUGAAGCCAACAACGACAGUCCGAAUGGCGUCUACCCGUCGGUCAUGGACAAUCUCAAGUCGACCGGAAUCAUCAACCGCAAAGCCUUCAGCUUGUACUUGAAUGACCUGGACGCAACCACAGGUGCAGUGAUCUUUGGUGGUAUCGACACAACGAAAUAUUCGGGAGAUCUUGUUGCCCUCCCGUUGCAGCCCGGGCCGGAGGGAAUCAUUUCGGAAUACUAUGUUACCCUGACCAGUGUCUCUUUCACAGAUUCGACCGGUCAAACCACCCAAUUGUCGCCUCAAGGGUAUUCGCAGGCUACGUUACUUGAUUCGGGUACUACCAACACUCUUUUAACCAACGGCAUCUUUACAGACUUGGCCCUCGGAUUUGGAGCGGUCGAAGAUCCCUCUGGAGAUGCCUAUCUGGUCCCAUGUAGCCUUGCGGAGGCCAAUGGUACCAUCAAUUACUCGUUUGGCGGUGAGGGUGGCGUAACAGUCCAAGUUCCUAUCUCGCAGGUGGUUGGAGGCCAGGGAUACACAUCCGCCAACUUCGACGAUCCGUCAGGAGGUUGUGUACUAGCUUUCGGGACUCCAGCCGAUAGUGGUGGGUUCAGUAUCAUGGGAGACAGUUUCUUGAGAAGCGCGUACGCGGUAUUCGAUAUCGACAACAAGAUUGCAGCUCUUGCCCAAGCCGCUGAAAACGAAGCCAGCACGAGUAGCAUCGUCGUUUUCCCAACAGGGACGACCAUUCCGAGUGCGACAGUAACCGCGACUGCAUCAGGCACUCAACUCACCGAGGUCGUCGCAGAAACAGGUGUUCCACUUGCCAGUGUCCAAGGCUCCACCAUGAUCAUUCCAGGUACGCCAACAUUCAGCUUGGCCGCCUCAUCAUCAACGGCAACGACAACAGGAGGGUCUUCAUCUUCAUCUGGGGCUGCAAACCAUGCGGCUGUUCCGACUGCGGCUCUGUUGGGGCUGGGACUUGCCGCAGGAAUGAUGGGACUCUGA